UGAAUCUUCUCUUCCGUACUAGGCUCGGGAUCAGCCCGGCUUACGCUAUAUAUCGCCCUCAAAGACGUACGUCAUAAUUCCUCCAUGCAUAUGCAUCGUGCCUCGGAAGCGCAGUCAGUGACAAUUACCGACUUACAAUACUCGCUUCGGCGCAAUGGUACAUCCUGCCCUCGCAAAAACCCAAUGAUGUUGAGCCCUGGUAUGCCGCUCAUAAAUUGUUUUCAGACUUCCGUGUUGCGCAAAGCUUUUGUAGUCCGUCACGGUACUAGGCCAGUGAGGCCACGAGCGUACAUGCAAUCGUCCAACGAUUCAUUGAAUCAUAUACUAUAUACCGGGGCCCCUAGAAGUCUCCCUUAAGCCGACUCGAAUGAUCUCUGGGAUCUUUCUACUUCGCUCGACAACCACACCACGUUCUGAACUUCGCGCCGUACUUCAAGCCUUCAAUUUGCGGGGUCCUGGCUCAAUUAGUAAAUAAUC
Molecule: messenger RNA, 477 nt
Organism: Suillus subaureus
Lineage: Eukaryota; Fungi; Basidiomycota; Agaricomycetes; Boletales; Suillaceae
Exons: 1
Coding region: 85-357 (90 amino acids)
Source: RefSeq, a predicted model, not a curated record